Molecule: messenger RNA, 4567 nt
Organism: Panicum virgatum (switchgrass)
Lineage: Eukaryota; Viridiplantae; Streptophyta; Magnoliopsida; Poales; Poaceae
Product: rho GTPase-activating protein 7-like
Exons: 21
Coding region: 396-2468 (690 amino acids)
Biological process (GO): signal transduction
Source: RefSeq, a predicted model, not a curated record
GAGCCAUCCGCCGCCCGCUGGCCUGUUGUGUUGCUCGUCCGUAAGGCAGAGAGGAGGAGCGGGUGAUUUUGCCGCAGCGGCGGCCAGCGGCGGUGCGCGUAAUCCCUGUCGCUGUCGCCCCCGCCCGCCCUCGGAGCAGAAGACAGGCGCGGCACCACGCACCCCCGCCCACCACCUCCACCUCCGCGGCCGAGAACCCGAGAGGCCCCAAAUCCUAACCACCGCGGGGCGGCCUCAUCCUCCCGCUCCCACCACCCGUCGCCCGCGCGCGCGCCAGAUCGCUGCGGCGGCGCCCGCGCGCGGAUCCAAUGCGGCUGCUGCUGCGGUAGCUGCGGGAGGCGGCUGCAGCGCUGGUUCCUGGUUGAUGCGGCGGACGACGAUCUGAGGAGGAGGGGAUGGCGGCGUCGGCAUCGGCAUCGGCAUUGGCGGAGCGGCAGGCGCGCGGCGGCGUGGCGUCGGCGAGCGGCAACGCGGUGUUUAAGAGUGGCCCUCUCUUCAUAUCAUCCAAAGGAAUUGGAUGGAAAUCAUGGAAAAAACGUUGGUUCAUCCUCACAAGAACAUCGCUGGUUUUCUUCAAGAGCGAUCCUAGUACAUUGCCUCAGCGAAGUGGUGAAGUGAACCUUACAUUGGGGGGAAUUGACCUGAAUAAUUCCGGAAGUGUGGUAGUCAGGGAAGACAAAAAGUUGCUGACUGUCCUUUUUCCAGAUGGCCGUGCCUUUACCUUGAAGGCAGAAACUUCUGAAGACUUAUUCGAGUGGAAAACAGCACUGGAAGAAGCUCUUGCACAGGCUCCAAAUGCAGCUCUUGUGAUGGGACAUAAUGGAAUAUUUCGUAAUGACACAACAGAUGUAUACGAAGGGGCUAUUCCAAAUUGGAGAGAGAAGAGACCUAUCAAAUCACUAGUUGUUGGCAGGCCAAUACUACUUGCACUGGAAGAUAUAGAUGGCAGUCCUUCUUUUCUAGAAAAAGCUUUGCGUUUCCUUGAGAAACAUGGAAUAAAAGUGGAAGGAAUUCUGCGUCAAGCUGCAGAUGUGGAGGAGGUUGACAGGAGAUUGCAAGAAUAUGAACAAGGAAGGACAGAGUUUGCACCAGAAGAGGAUGCUCAUGUUAUUGGUGACUGCGUAAAGCAUGUUCUUCGUGAGCUUCCAUCUUCUCCAAUUCCUGCUUCCUGCUGCACAGCAUUAUUGGAAGCUUUCCGUCUGGAGAUCAAGGAAGCUCGGAUCAAUUCGAUGCGUGCAGCAGUAUCUGAAACAUUUCCUGAGCCUAAUAGGCGGCUGCUACAGAGAAUUUUAAGAAUGAUGCAUACCAUUGCUUCUCACACUGCUGAGAAUCGAAUGACUCCAUCAGCAGUUGCUGCUUGUAUGGCCCCGCUCUUGUUACGUCCCCUUAUGGCCGGUGAAUGCGAGAUGGAAGAUGACUUUGACAUGAAUGGUGACAGUGCUGCUCAGCUUAUUGCAGCAGCUAAUGCUGCUAACAGUGCUCAAGGCAUUGUCACCACUCUAUUAGAGGAAUACAAUAACAUAUUCAACGAUGAGCACCUCUGGUGCUCCUUGUCACCAGAUUCUCAAACCGGAGAUAGUGGAACUGAAGAAUCAACACAUGAUGAAACCGUGGAUAUCAAGGAUAAUGGAUUUCAUGAUGCAGAAAAUGAUGCAGAUCAGGACUUAGAUGAUGCUGAGCGAUUAUUGAGUGGAAAAUUGAGUGAAACCAGUGCGUGCACCCGUGCUGAGCUCUAUGACUACAAGGAGGUUAAUGGCAAUGAUUCAGACGCUGAACCCUCUGUUGGGGAUAACACUUUGGAACCAAAUAUAGGACCAAAUGAUGAUCCGCUAAGCCAUUUAACUGAAACUGGCUCAAUGAGAGUCCAACAAUCAUUGAAUGGAAAAGAUCCAUCAAAUCUGGUUUCCAGUCAUGAAACUCCAUUGUCAAUGGGAGAAAUUCUUUUGUCGUUGGAUGCUGGGAUUCAAUUACCUGGUCCUGGAGCUGAAUAUCCUAAGGACAGACACUCCAACAAACCCAAUGGAACUCAGCAGCAUGUGAAGCGUUCUAACUUAUGGGGACGUAAUAAUGCAAGAAAAGGCCAACAGUCGGAAUUAAUUGAUCCAUCUGUCGAAGAAGAGCUUGCUAUCCAAAGACUUGAGGUAACAAAAAAUGAUCUACAGAUCAGGAUUGCAAAGGAGGCUAGAGGUAAUGCAAUCCUACAGGCAAGUCUGGAAAGAAGAAAACAAGCAUUACAUGAGCGUCGGGUAGCUUUGGAACAGGAUGUGUCAAGGUUGCAAGAGCAACUACAGGCUGAAAGGGAUCUUAGAGCUGCACUCGAGGUUGGAUUAAGCAUGUCUUCUUCACAAUUGUCUAGUUCACGCUCCAUGGAUUCAAAGAAGCUGAUGUUGCAAGAUUGUCGGUGCCCUGACCCGGCGGUCCGGACCCAACCAGUGAUGAUGCUGCGUGUUCCUCGUCCCAGAUGUUGAUGCAAGAGGCAAUACAAUAACGCACGGGUUUAUCCUGGUUCCGGCUGUGGGGCCGUACGUCCAGCAAAGGGGUGUGCGAGAGCACUGUACUAUCUUGCACCGGGGGUGUUUGUAGUAGGGGGUACAAGCGAGGCGAGAGAGGGAGGUAAGCUCCCAAGUCUCCGCUAGAGGAGAAGUUGAUUGAGGCGAGUGACAAUAUCGGGGUUCAAAGGAGCGUAUGUGCUCUGCUAGUAGUGCGAAGCGUUAUUUUCUACCGAGUGGGCCGACCCCCUCUUAUAGACACAAGGAGGGACGGUGUACAUGCACAGGGGAUCAUGGAAGUCGUCGUCUUCUCCCCGAAUCGCGGGGGUACAGUGAUCGAGUACUGUGGGAAGUACACUGUGGGGUAUGGCGCCGGUCGUGGCAGUCGUCCUGGGUAUCGUCCUUGACUCCAUCUCACCGGACCAACGAUUCCGGACCCGCUUCCCGCUCGGGGACGGGUCCAGUGUCACCACAUGUCCCAGAGGUGGAAAAUGCUCAGCACCUGUGGCCGCGGACCCGGACCCUCGCGAGUGGGUCCGGGACCUUCACGUGCCAUCCGGACUCCUGCGGAUGGGUCCGGGACCUCCACGUGCCAUCUGGACUCCCGCGAGCUCUCGGCUCAGCCAGCUGCUCGGGAGGGGUCCGGAGCCACCACGUGUCACGCAGACGCGGGCACGGGCAGAGAUCGCGCCGGCGUCCUGGCUCCAGCGGGCGGCAUGGUCGUUGCUGUGGGGGGUACCAUCCUCUAGGCGUGGCGUGGCGGCGUUCCGAGGGUCCUACAGGCCAGGUUCUUGUCCCGGUCAAGGCCGGAGCCGCUUCCAAGGGUCGUGCCCAUGCCGUUCGAGGGCUCCGCGGAAGGGAAAGUACGAAGGAGGUAUGUGGAGUUGACAGUAUAGUAGCUGGAGCAGUGCUGAGCACGUCUUGCACCACGUCGCAGGUUCCCACAGUGUCGCCACAGCGUCCGGAAUGGCAGAGCAGUGACCGGAGUUGGCGGACGAGACUCCGGUCACAGCCACUGUGGGGAAUGGCGGCCUGACGCCAUCUAACCCGGGCGCUGUGGAGGAGUGGUUGGCAUUAAUGCCUCCAUACGGCGGGCGGGUGAGCGGAAGGGCCGUUUGUCCCUUUCGCCGAAGGGUGGCCUUGAGCGAGGCGGAGACGAUCCGCUCUCUUGAGGGCAGGCUCGCUACCCUCGAGCGAGGCGGAGACGAUCCGCUCUCUCGAGGGCAGGCUCGCUACUCUCGAGCGAGGCAGAGACGCGGGGCGCGGUCGAGGGCUUCGACGGGUAGCCCUCGAGCGAGGCGGAGCUCACCCCGCGGGUCCGAGAGAGGGGUGCGGAUGGGCCGCACUGCGUACGUGGGCCGUGCGUUGAGCUUCUGAGUUUUUUCCUUUCUUCCAGGUUGGAAGGGGGCUGUAGGCCUUCGUGGGCCCGGUUGCUCAGCAUACGUUUGCGUUUUUAGGGCGGUUUUAGUCUCUUGAUUAGGGUCCCCCUAAUCAUGGUACCCGACAAAGAUUAAAACAGAAGGUUGCAGAGCUUCAUCUCCAACUCAAUCAACAGCGCCAGCACCAGCAUGGCUCUUCUGUAGAUGCUAAUGAUCGUUAUCAACACCUUCCAAGUCAUAUCUCGCAGAAUAUUGUCCAACCAGGAUUUGACAGGAGCAUUGCUUUCUGUAAUCAAGAGAAGACGCAAAGGAAUAAGGGUGUUGAAUAUGGGAGAUCGCCCGCUGUGCCAUCGUCCACUCUGGUUGAACUAACGACGAGACUAGAUUUCUUCAAAGAACGGCGGUCACAGUUGAUGGAACAACUCCACAGCCUCGAUUUAGGUCAUGGAUCCGCAUCCCAUGGUUUCCCAUACAAGCCUUCGCCUCCCUGGAACAGUCCAAGGUAGGUGGUUGCUCGGUUGUUGCAAGCGCACGUCUGUAUAUUCUCAGUAUAGAUUUUUUUUUUCGUUAUCUUUGUAGAAGCCGGUAGUGAGAAUGUAUGUAAUCUAUUAUAUAAGGAGCAGCCUUUUUCGAGCGUGAUUUUGUUUUGCCUUUUGUAAUCUAUUGUAUGUAAUGGGGGGUUUUGACACGUUUUCUCAU